This is a messenger RNA of Schistosoma rodhaini, 4201 nucleotides long. The record is from the annotation of a GenBank genome assembly. Lineage: Eukaryota; Metazoa; Platyhelminthes; Trematoda; Strigeidida; Schistosomatidae.
GCUUUCCUGUGGUUUUUAAAUUCCCCGAAACAGGUUUUUGCCUGGAGGUAUUGGUGAUCCACUGCUACCAGACACGGAAGCCCGUUAAGCGAAAGCUUCUUCUAUUCCGUCCUCAACCAUUUGAACAUUGUCUAAACAUACAUUGCAAUGUAAGUUUAGACAAUGUGUACACAUGUGUACUUUAAGCCCCAUGCUUUUGGUAACUGGGUUGUUUAUUGGAGUGCUGAUCAGUCCGUCUGUACUUAUAAUAUUAUCGUUAAUUCGAUGGAGAUGAUUUAUAUUGCUAUUUCAAGCCACCUGAAAAGGAAUAAUGUCUAGACUUAAACUAGCUAGUUUAUUCUCUUACCCAGUUUCUAAAUUUUGGGGAAAAACCUAUCCCUUAUGGGGAAAUUUCGGAAAAGCCUCUAUGGAGAAAUUCGGGGUGAUGGCGCAAGACCCUCAAACUUUCCCUAGAUUUGGGCAAAUCCCCAAACAUUUGGGAUAGACCAAUGGACUUUAUGGAAAACCCUGAAAUUCCCCAAAAUAGAGAGAUUGGGUAAUUUUGAAGUAACUUCAAUAAAUCAUUUGGAAAGUCCUUGGAUAAGGUUGUCUGCAGAAAGCGUUGUUUUUGAGUGAUUAUCAAUUUAUGGUCAGUCUACUUUCGCUAAAAGGAGGCAGGGAAAUUUGUAAGUAUUCCGUUAGACUUAUUCUUUAGGGAUCCCAGCUAAGCUAUCAAUGGAAUCCCUCAUAUAGGCCCAAAAGCAGAACUGAGAAUCCUCUUGAAUUAUCCUUUUACCUAGAGAUUGAAUUAGGGACCUUUCCAAUAGAACUUUGCUCUCCAGCCAUAAAAUGACCUGAAAACUGUCGGGACAAACUGAAGAUUGUGACAGACCGUUUCUGUACUCAUAAAGAAGAUUUGAACUUGCGAAUAGUCAAUAAUUCGUUCUUUAAAUUUUCCAUAGAACUCUUCGACGUCAGUUCUCCAGCCUGUUUCAGUUAUCUGGUUUGCUAUCCAUUACGAUUUCCUAUCACUGACCUUCACUAAUUUUCUUAUGAAGUGCUUUGAAAAGUAUGCAUGACCAGAUCGUUCAAAACUUAUAGCAUCAAUACAUCAAUUUUUUCUGAUCAAUUACGCCUUCUCAUUGUCCUAACAAAAUUUACACAAGGAAAUGCUUCAAGUUUGUAAAGAGAAGUAAAUUUGCGGACGAAUUAACGGAGUUAAGGAUAGCGUCUUGAACUUUGGCACAAAACCCAUUCAUUCAUAUGGUUAAGCAGUAUCUUGGCAUCUUAGUUAAUAUCAUUCGGGAGUGAAAAUUUUAACUAUCGUCCCUAACUCUGAUGUCUAACUCUAAAUGCUAAUCCCAACUCGUCAGACUAAUGUAUAAGCCUCUUUCAACUCUAGUAAGUAGUUGAAUUUUCCAAAGGUCACUUUAGCGUAGCUCAAGUGUCGUCCAUAAAUUAUGGUCAUGCUGCAAAUUCUUGUGUAAGUGUAGUGAAGCGAUAUGGUCAUUAUAGUGUCCUUCAUCACUACACAAAAUAUGGAGUCUCCUUACCUAGCGUUAUUCGUCAUAAAGAGCUAGAGUUUACAUUUAUUACCUAAGGACCGUAAGUAAUGAUAUUAUUUAAUACAGAAUUGUGAGAUAAUUAAAAUGGCACAUUCAUUUCGGAGUACGGCAUAUAACUAAGCAUGUAAUUGUCGAAUAGACUAAUUCAAUUCUAUUGGUUAACUUAUGCCUUACGUGUGAAUCCUAAUAUUUCUUUGUGCGGUUGUCUACCUGUCUGUCGAUCGUAUUACAUUAUUAUAUUGUCUUACAAAUACUCAAGACACGUUAACUAAUUGACACUCUGGUCAUUUCAUGUCCAUUUCAAUGCGAUACAGAUUAGAUCAGUCUAAUGUAGUCACGGACUUAUCUAACUACGAUACAAUUGCUGUAUAUUCUAUUACCCGUUUUAUUUUACUUCUAAUACAGUUGCUCGUGAUUCUAGUUACUAGUGUUGGUAAAAACCCGAUUCAGUUAAGAAGAGGUCUAAAUAUGGCUUUCAUUCAAUACUGUUAUUUUUCCAGUUCAGUUGUCUCCACUCAAUCCAAUUAUACUUUAACUAUUUGUCCCUACUAUAUAUGCUGGUGAAUUCCAUUACUGAAAUAUAUAUCCAAGAACAUUUGUGUUCUAGUUUUUACUUGAUUCGUUUCUCCUUGGUCAUCGAUUAUAAAGAUAACUAAUAUAACAGAAGCUGCAAGAUAGCUGCCUACAAAAACUUUUCGGUCUUAUAGUAAAUUCGUCAGAUUUCAGGAUUUAGAUGAAAAUACGUCUCAGGAUAUCAUACUAAAUACACGUGAAAUCGAAUUCAAAAUAUAGGAUUCUAUCAAUAAGUUUUUGUUUCGAUUAUGAAGUGGAUGUAGUCGAACGGGUUGGAUACCUGAAAUAAUGAAAGGUCUUAAUGAUCCGUUGUCUGAAAAUAGACGUAUAAGCUUUCACUUAUUGCUGUUACUUUGGCGUGAGUUAAGAGGUAAUUUCAUAUUUGCUUGCUAUACACAGAACAGUGGUUUUUGAACUAGUAUAUCCUAUUUAUUUCCUCCAUCUAGAACCGAUAACCUGGAACGACGUCGUCGGGAAAUCUCAGAAACCAAGAUCUAUUCGUUUGGUUUUGGAGUUUUGUUUAGCACAUCGGGCCGUGGAUUACUGAUAUUUGCUCUCAUAACAUAUGUUAUUAGCAACUAAUGAUUCAUACAAAGCGAAAUAAGGUCUUCACAGUACUAUAAAACUAAAGGAGUUGACAAAAGUUAUCUGACCUUCCGUCUUGACCAUUGGAGACUUUCGUAUACAUCUUGAUGGAUUGAGCACUUUUACAUUUGUUUCAUUCAUAAUAUCGAAUUGCACUCCACAAUAACUUCAUAUAAAUUUAUUCGAUUCCCGUUCUUUUUUGAAGCCUUAUUUUAGUAGAAACUGUCAAUAUUUCAUAUUCCCAGAUCUAAGAAAACUUCUGUGUCUUCCUUACCUGAGCGUUGCAUACUGAGUUUUUAGCCCCAUAUUCAUCCUUAUCUGUAUACAACUACAUAAUCAAGCCAUUCAUUGGUUGGAUUUCCACAUAUCAACGAGGGGUGCAAUAUUUCCACAUGUUCCUUAAAACAUUUCAAGAUUUAAAAGAUAUAAUAGUUAAUAAACCCGGUGUUUAUGAUGUUUAUUUAAAAACAAAUGAACCGAUUUCAGAAGAAAAAAUUCAAAUAUGGGAGUCGCUUAACGGCCUAACUUUGCCUAGUGAUUUAAAAGACUUUUAUCUAACUACUGAUGGCAUCGAACUUGGAUGGUACAGUAUUUGUAAUGAAAAAACAUCUGCAGCUGGACUGAUCAAGAUAAAUAAACUAGAGGAUUUCAAGUCCAUAAAAUUAAAUUGCAUAAAUCUUGAUGAAGAGACAAAAAACGACGAUUUCGAGGUAUUUGUAAACAGUUUCCUAGGCCCUGGAUUCAAUAGAUGGCCGAUUAGUUAUGAACUAGAAAAGUGUCUGAAUGGCGCCACGGUUAUUUAUGUUUUUAGUGAUAAUCAAAAGGGUGUUUUUAUUUUAAAUAAUGAUUUGAGUAUUCACAAAAUUUGCUGCACAUUUCAGCAGUACAUCAGAUUGGCAGUUGUACAUUUAGGCUUACAAGAUUGGCAAAUUUGGUACACUGACGAUGCACCAAUUCCAAGUAGCCAAGUAAUGUAUACUUUUUCUCAUCACUUUUUUCAGCAAUUAUGUUCUCUAUACACACCUGAACGUUUGUUUCUGAAUACACAUGAAUCUCACAAACAAUUUUUGGCUAACUUAGAAAACUGGGUUCCUGUUUCCUUUAACUCCAGGAAAUUACUGAACUUUGAAUUUUCUGGUAGGAUGAAUCGUUCUAAUUCUUUUGGAAAAACUACCGUUCAAUCCGAUAUGUCGAACAAAAACGGAAGUUCCGCUGACUCAUGGAACUCAAGAUCAAACGAUAUUGUGAAUACGAGUAGAAGGUCGAAAAAAUGAAAAUUUGAAGUUAUGUGUAUUAUGUAAAACUGUUGAAUAGUGUUUAUUUAUUUAUCCAACCUGAGGAUUUUGUAUAAUUAUUAAAUGAUCUUUGACUUCAACAAGUAUUCGUUUGUUUAGAACCACUAAUAUAAAUUCUAUUUCGAAAUAUUUAUCUGGAAAGAUGAUUACUUGUUUUCCCUUAUUUGCAAGUUAGCCUAUGAAUAAAUCUAUCUACAUGUUAGU